UCUUCUUCUUCUUCUUCUUCUUCUUCUUCUUCUUCUUCUUCUUCUUCUCCAUCAUGUUUAAUGAACUUAAGUCGGGUAGGUUUUAAUGAUGACAGUAUUCUAGAUGAAAGACAGUUAUAUGAAGGACAGUUAUUGCCUUUAGCAUCGUCUACGCCCCAAAAAAGUAGAAAGAGAACUGAGAGCUUGUCACAACUUCAUCCACAUCUAACUUAUGAUGAAGCAAAACGGCCCGAAUUUGAGGAUGAUAGGCAAAGAAAUCUCCAACAGGGUGACGCAAGAAUAUCAUCUCUAUCAAGGUCUGGAGUAACUCCACCAGGAGCUACAGCGAGUGACAGAGUGUCAUCAGUUAAGCGUGAUGAAAAUAUUUCAGAUGAAAGAACUUUAUGGCCUUCCCACGCGAUAGAUACGCCCACAAAAUAUAGAGAGAGACUUGCACGUUUAUCUUCACGUCCUCAACGUGUAACAAACGGUGCAGCAAAAUGGCCCGAAGUUGCGGACACUACGGCUUUGUCUCAAAUAGAAUUUCCACAGGAAAAGGAAAUCGACGAAUUGAUUGAAACACACCCUGAUAGAAUUUCGAAACAAAAACCAUUAACUCCCGUUGGCCCUAUACCCUGGGAAAAUAUUCUGCGAAAGCAGGACUCAUCUUACAAGUUUCCCUCCGUUGACCUAAGUUGGUCCCAGAUGCUUCUUAGUGAUGAUGAAAUUCCCAGUGGGCGACGAAAGAGGAGGCGUUCACAUGAACCCAGUAUAGUCCAUGAUUCUUUAACACCUCGUAGACUAUCAGAUAUUUCAUAUGUUUACCAAGAACCUCACCUAGACUUAAUAAAUGUAUCUCCUGCAAUUGACGAAUUAUUUCGAGACGUAACUCCUUCAAGGCCUGGAGAACCUCCACCAGGAGAUACAGCUAGCCUCUCACCAGUUAAGUAUGAUGAAAACGAAAGCGUUAUUGAAGAAGAGAUAGAUAGACUUGAUGAAAUGAGGAGCGUUAUUGAAAAAGAGAUCGAUAUACUGGAUGAAAAAAGGAGUGUUACUGAAGAAGAGAUUGAUAGAUUGGAUGAAAUGAGGAGUGCUGCUGAAGAAGAGAUCGAUAGACUGGAUGAAAUUAGGAACGCUACUGAAGAAGAGAUCGAUAAACUGGAUGAAAUUAGGAGCGCCAUUGGGAAAGAAACCUACAGAUUGGAUGAAAUGAGGGGUGCUACUGAAGAAGAGAUCGAAAGAGCGGAUGAAAAAAGAAGCGUUACUGAAGAAGUGAUCGAUGGACUGGAUGAAAUGAGAAGCGUUACUGAAGAGAUCGAUGGACUGGAUGAAAAGAGGAGCGUUACUGAAGAAGAGAUCGAUAGACUGGAUGAAAUUAGGAACGCUAUUGGAACAGAAAUUGAAAGACUGGAUGAAAUUAGGGGUUUUACUGAAGAAGAACUCGAAAGACUGGAUGGAAUGAGAAGCGUUACUGAAGAAGAGAUCGAUAGACUGGAUGAAAUGAGGAGCGUUAUUGAAACACAAACUGAAAAGACAGACGAUAGAAUUUCGCCACAAAGGCAUCACAAAUAUCUGUCCGAAACAUUACCAGCACUACAACGCAGUCCUUUACGCAUAACCCCUGAUUAUCCUCUUUCUCGCACAUUACCAAUCGUUAAAAUAUCAGAGUUUUCAGACCCUUACCGUCCUGCCACUCGUGCUAGCAUCCCCCCCAAAUCUCAAAUGUCACCACGUUACCGACAGCCACAAGAAAUAUUAUUACGCACUUCCACUGAUGCUAGUGUAUCACCAGUCAGUUCCGAGGAACCCAGUUUGUUAUCAGAUGACCUUAUAGAUCAGUCACUAUCACCUUUCAGCAAAAUAUCUGACAUUUCUUUAAUUUUGUCAGAACCUAGUGUAAACGUACCAUACGAAGAUUCUGAAAGUAUAGUUCCUGGGGUGUUCCCAGAGAAUAUUCCAAAUAUUUUAGAAGCAUACGAAGAAAAAGAUUCUGAAAGCGUUUUGCGUGAUAUUUUUGCUCUACCACCUAUUUCAGAUGAAUUUCAAGAAGAGGAUGCUAAAGAUGAAGGUUCGAGCCAUUAUGAGAGUUGGGAAGAGUUUCCAGAGGAGGAAUAUAUUACAAGCAUUCCGGAAGAAUCUAAGCAAAAUACCGAAAGGGUAUUACAAGCAAUUGCAGAUCUAUCAUCGAUUGAGGGAGAUUCUGAAAACGCAGUGUUUGCAUCUCAAAUAACAAAACCAAGUCCUUUAGAUUUAGGUGUGAAACAACUGUUUAGCAAGUUACGUUCAUUUAUUGCCUAUAAAUUAUCGAUUGGGGAAGAUCCAAAUGCAGAGCUUCCUGAAGAAGAAGAUACCCGUGGAAUUUACUUAGCUGUAAAGAAUCUGCAUGAAAGGAUGCAUGCGGAAGAUCGCCUUCAAUCGAACUUAGCUAAGCCGGAAGUUGGAGAAAAAGAGACUUCACCGGUUAGAGUACGAAAGCCUAGAGUGACAAAGCCAAAAGUACCAAAGACUAAAGGGCCAGAACCUACAACGGCUAGAGUACGAAAGCCGAGAGUACCAAAGCCUAGAGUUCCAAAGUCUUCACCGGUUAGAGUACCAGAGCUAUCACCAGUUAGAGAACCAGAACCUACAACGGCCAGAGUACGAAAGCCGAGAGUACCAAAGCCUAGAGUUCCAAAGCCUUCACCGGUUAGAGUACCAGAGUUAUCACCAGUUAGAGAACCAGAACCUACAACGGCUAGAGUACGAAAGCCGAGAGUACCAAAGCCUAGAGUUCCAAAGCCUUCACCAGUUAGAGAACCAGAGCCAUCACCAGUUAGAGGACCAGAGCCUGCACCGGUAAGAGUACGAAAGCCAAGAGUAACAAAGCCUAGAGUACCAAAGUCUAGAGUACGCGAGGUUUCACCGGCUAGAGAACCAGAGCUUUCACCAGUUAGAGAACUGGAACCUUCACCAGUUAGAAAACCAGAGCCUGCACCGGUUAGAGUACGAAAGCCAAGAAGAAGCAGAACCUGCACCGGUUCGAGUACGAAUGCCAAGAGUAACAAGGCCGAGAGUACCAAAGCCGAAAGUAGGAAGGCCGAGAAUACGCAGCGUUUCACCAGAUACAUUACAUUUGCUUUUACAACUUGGAUCCCCAGAGUCUAG
This is a messenger RNA of Octopus sinensis (East Asian common octopus), 3123 nucleotides long. RefSeq names its product titin-like. Lineage: Eukaryota; Metazoa; Mollusca; Cephalopoda; Octopoda; Octopodidae. The annotation marks the transcript as partial. The transcript has 3 exons. The record is from RefSeq and is a predicted model, not a curated record.